AGUUAUGGAGUAACACCCACCGCAGAACAGAAAAAAAAACACCCGUAGCUAGGAUGUUGCGCUGACCGUUUUUUUUUUUUUAACGCACUAACCGAAUAGCGACACGCUGUGAAAAAUGGUCGGUUGGUUGAAGUGCGAGCGUGUGGAGGUUGUUUGAUGACCUGGACGCCGUGUCGGUGUGGAGCUCCGGCUGAGAGAGAGAGAGCGAGCGCGCGCGGAGCCGGAGGUUAUUUUGGGGGGAUUCAGGGCGGGUGGAGCCGUGUUCGGUUCGGUGCGCGCGCGGCGGAUUUGCUGUGUAUUAUUUGUUUCUGUGUACCGGCGGCGCGGUUUAACGGCUUUACGUUGUGCACGAGGACAACCGGGACCGGAUGUGUGCGUGUAGAGGGUCGGAGAGAGACAGCGUGUCCUUCGAGGUGCUGCUACGCCCCGUCAGUUCCUCCCUGACUCGGGCGGCGUCCGUCAGUAGAGCAUUAAACUAGUGGAAGCGGAUCCGUUUCUCUAGCGCCGCCUGGCCUGCUGCUUCACCUGCGGACAGCAUGGGGAACACCACCUCCUGCUGCGUGUCCUCCAGCCCCAAACUGCGGCGCAACGCCCAUUCUCGCCUGGAGCCCUACCGGCCGGAAGCGGAGCUGAGCCGCGAGGACACGGGCUGCAACCUGCAGCACAUCAGCGACCGCGAGAACAUCGACGAGCUGAAUAUGGAGUACAACCCAUCAGAUCACCCGCGCGCCAGCACCAUCUUCCUCAGCAAGUCUCAGACAGACGUUGCUCCAUCCAGGCAGAAAGUUCGGGAAAAGAGGAAAAGCCUGUAUGUGAAUCACCAACACCCAUCUGGUCCAAUGAGACGCAAGUACAGCUCCUGCUCGACCAUCUUCCUGGAUGACAGCACCGUCAGCCAACCCAACCUCAAAUACACCAUCAAAUGUGUUGCUCUCGCCAUCUACUACCACAUAAAGAACAGAGACGCCGAUGGUCGAACGCUGUUAGACAUAUUUGAUGAGAAGCUUCAUCCGCUGUCGAAGUUGGAGGUUCCAGCGGACUACGAUAAACACGAUCCGGAGCAGAAGCAGAUCUACCGGUUUGUCCGGACGCUCUUCAGCGCCGCUCAGCUUACGGCCGAGUGCGCCAUCGUCACACUGGUGUAUCUGGAGAGGUUGUUAACCUACGCCGAGAUUGAUAUCUGUCCUGCUAACUGGAAGAGGAUCGUACUGGGAGCCAUUUUAUUGGCGUCGAAAGUGUGGGACGAUCAGGCCGUGUGGAAUGUGGACUACUGUCAGAUCCUCAAGGACAUCACCGUAGAGGACAUGAACGAGCUGGAGAGACAGUUUCUGGAGCUGCUGCAGUUUAACAUCAACGUGCCGUCUAGUGUUUAUGCGAAGUACUACUUCGACCUGCGGUCGCUGUCCGAGGCCAACAACCUGAACUUCCCUCUGGAGCCUCUGAGCAGAGACAAGGCCCAGAAACUCGAGGCGAUCUCCAGGCUCUGCGAUGACAAGUAUAAAGACUUGAGAAAAGCAGCCAAGAAGCGGUCAGUGAGCGCGGACAAUCUCACAGUGGUGCGGUGGUCUCCCGCCAUCAUCUCCUAACAGCGGUUUGGGGACGCUGAGGAACAAGAGAGAGAAAGGGAGACUGUCCACAGAAUCGUCCUCUUUCUCCAUCUGCUCCAAACAAAAACCCGGCGGGAUUUUACCUUCCACACGUGUCUUUGUUGUUCUGAUGGCUGCUGUAAAUACAGGACACCAGGACAGGACUCUGAAGACCUGAACUAGGGAGGAAUGAAAGAGAGCAGCAAACGGUUUGGAGGGUGAGGAACGUCUUGGGGGAAGCAUUCCAGCAACUCUGUGUGUCUUAUAUGAUUGGCAUUUUCAAUUCUGAACCACUGUCUGUCCGCUUAUUCCAUCCGAGUUGCACAUUCCUUGAUUUUAUUUUAUUUUAUUUGAAGGUUUGUUUCUUCUCUGCCGUUUCUGAAGCACAGGGGGAUGUCGGACCUGACAGUAAUUCAAUACUCAGCCCAAAAUAAGCCACUCAGAAAAUCUACAGCUCUUCCAGUCACGUCGUGAAAGUUGGUCUAAAUUAUAUUUUUAUGCUUUUGUUCUCAAGCAGGUGUCAUGAACCUGUCAAAAGCGUGAAAUAACACAAUUAGUCUCAGCCUCACACACUCCGACAUAAAUAAAGCUCGAAACUGUACGCUUCCUUGUCGCCAUCGUGAUACCAUAGAACCGUAUAAGGUUCCAACUAUUAAGCUUUAAAGAGACAAUUGUGUACCUUAAAUUAUUUUUAAAGGUACACUAUAUUCACGGUUUCCAGGUGAAAGGUUCAAAAGCUGUCUCCUUUAUGGUGCCACCUGAGAGACGAGGAAAAUACAGUGUAAGCACGGGCUCACAGGGGAAGCCGUGGCCUCGUGGUUAGAGAAGCAGCUUUGGGACCAAAAGGUUGCCGGUUCGAUUCCCUGAACCAGCAGGAAUGGUUGAAGUGCCCUUGAGCAAGGUAUCCAACCCUCAACCGCUCCCCAAGGCUGCUCUGGGUAUGUUGUACGUUGCUCUGGAUAAGAGCAUCUGCUAAAUGCCAUUAGUGUAAUGUAAUAUACACUUUUCUGGCCACGAGCUUCAGAAUCCUGAAAGCUGCGAUCUAUUUAAAAAAAAAAAAAACUUUUGAGCACAAAGACUCAGUAUCAUGUUCAGCUCAAGAUCUAGUCACUGCAUUGAAAACAGUUCAAAGUUUAUUUUAUCUUGGCUUUAAAAAAAAAAAAUAUUCGAAAGGUUGUUUUUUUUCUUUCAGUAAACAAGAUACGUUCAUGUGUUUGCCGACAGGCGCCGAGGAAAGAAUCCGUAGCAGUUUGGUUGUACUCUCAAUCAAAUGUGUGUUGGCCCAUAAGUGCAAAACACAUUAACAAACCAAACGCACAAAAGGAAUGCAAGAGCAAAUCCGGGAGAUCGCAAACAAAUUCCGGAAAGCAACAAAUUGGCAAACGCAAUCGGCAGAUUCACGAACGAAGGAAACCGCAACACCAUACCGACAAAUGGGAAACAAUUCAGAAAAGGUAACGGCAAAUCGAAAAUGAGAAUCGAGUUAUUCCACGAAAUCGAGUCGUACAUGAGCCGAUAGCACCAAGUCGGCUAUAAGCCAUGUACGACGAGAUUGAAUGGAAUAACUGUUUUAUUCUAUCCAUAGUCACUGGAUUUUGAGAAACAGAGCAUUAUUUUAUUUUUUUGCAAAUUCGAUAAAUAAAAACUUUCUACAAAACGUCCGACGAAAUCAUUUCCGCUUCGAAUGUAAACAAACCGGCGAAAUGGCAGUAGCAAUUUGUGAAAAAUGCAAUCAUAAUAAUUCUUGAAAAAAAAAACGUUCUUACCAUCGUACUUUUAUUCCAUAUUUUGUUGCGCUUUUUUUUGUAUUUUUGGGGGGGGGGGUUGUUUCCAUGUAAAGUUUUUCUUUCGUCCUCGGUUGGUUCAACAACACGACCCACCAUUUUGUUUUUCUCUACUCAUGGUAUAUGAUCUGAUAUCCUAGUAGUAGAGUAGCCAAUCAGAGCAUGCGAUUGCUCAUAUCCAGUGAAUGUGGAUAGAAUAAAACGCAACAUCGUAAACCAAAUAUGCGCCAGAAAAUCCUGACAACCCAAAUUUAGGAAACGCCAACAGGGAGGGGAAAAAAGAUGGAGAAAACAACAAAUAAUUCAGGAAAAAACAAACAAACAAUGAAAUAACCACAAAACUUAAAAAAAAAAAAGUGCGUAUUUAUAUUCAAGGCCAUUCAUAUGUUAGUUUAGACAUUGUGUUAUUAAUACAAGGAUGAGAAUUCUGAGCAGCCUCAUGAAGGAAGCCGGGUUAUUCAGAAGAAAUACGUGCACUUCAGUUUAAUAACAUAAGUCGCAUCAUGUUUAAUGACUGAAAAAAGUCUGAGUUUUGUUCCUUGUGCUAGUCAUACAGCACGUGAGGUUCAUUAAAGGAACAGUCCACCGUACUUCCA
Neoarius graeffei (lesser salmon catfish) is the source of this 3966-nucleotide messenger RNA. RefSeq names its product cyclin Y (gene ccny). Gene Ontology annotation, cellular component: cytoplasmic cyclin-dependent protein kinase holoenzyme complex; plasma membrane. The record is from RefSeq and is a predicted model, not a curated record. The transcript is spliced from 11 exons. Bases 537 to 1586 code for a protein of 349 amino acids. Gene Ontology annotation, molecular function: protein kinase binding; cyclin-dependent protein serine/threonine kinase activator activity. Gene Ontology annotation, biological process: regulation of cyclin-dependent protein serine/threonine kinase activity; regulation of canonical Wnt signaling pathway. NCBI's taxonomy places the organism in Eukaryota, Metazoa, Chordata, Actinopteri, Siluriformes, Ariidae.